UUUUCCUUCGCAGAGAAAUGGGAACAUCCGCAGCACGCCGAGGUUCUCGGAGCUCUGGAUCUGGGAGGUGCCUCGACACAAAUAACCUUCCAGCCUGGAGCCACCAUUGAGGACAAGAACACCUCGGUCUUCUUCAGGCUGUACGGCACCAACUACUCGCUCUACACCCACAGCUACCUCUGCUAUGGGCAGAAACAGGCCUUGAAGAGGCUCAUGGCAAAUCUCCACCAGGACAGCCUGCCUUCCCAGCAGAUAUCCCACCCCUGCUACCCCAAGGGCUAUCAGGAGAACGUCAACACAUCCGAGCUCUACGACAGCCCCUGUGUGCAGGCAGCCAGCACACCCAGCCCUGCACAGCUCCUCACGGUGACGGGGACAGGGGACCCAGCAGAGUGCAGCAAGGCUGUCCAGAAGCUCUUCAACUUCAGCUGUGGGGCCAACAGGACGUGCGGGUUCAACGGGGUGUAUCAGCCACCCCUGCGGGGACAGUUCUUCGCCUUCGCUGGGUUCUACCACACCUUCCACUUCCUGAACCUGACCAGCCAGCAGUCUUUAAACGACACCUUCUCCACAGUCGAGACCUUCUGCAAGAAGGACUGGACAGAGCUGCUGGAGACCUUCCCCCAGGAGCAGGAGCACCUCCCCGAGUACUGCCCCACGGCCAUUUACAUCUUGGCGCUGCUGAUCGGUGGCUACAAGUUCAAUGAGCACACGUGGAGCAGGAUCCACUUCAGCCAGCAGGCAGCAAACACGGACAUCGGAUGGACGCUGGGCUUCAUGCUGAACUUGACCAACAUGAUCCCCACGGAGGCUCCGGAAUACGUCAAGGGGCACCAGCCCAGUCUGUGGGCAGGUUCUGUCUCCUUCAUAGUGCUGGCCAUAGUGGCAGGUCUGGUGGCCAUUUUCCUCCAGUGUUUUUGGAAAACCAAGUAG
Merops nubicus (carmine bee-eater) is the source of this 933-nucleotide messenger RNA. Its product is annotated as ectonucleoside triphosphate diphosphohydrolase 8-like. Gene Ontology annotation, biological process: nucleoside diphosphate catabolic process. The transcript is spliced from 5 exons. Gene Ontology annotation, molecular function: UDP phosphatase activity; GDP phosphatase activity. The record is from RefSeq and is a predicted model, not a curated record. Gene Ontology annotation, cellular component: plasma membrane. The annotation marks the transcript as partial. Lineage: Eukaryota; Metazoa; Chordata; Aves; Coraciiformes; Meropidae.